Molecule: messenger RNA, 1209 nt
Organism: Anopheles coluzzii
Lineage: Eukaryota; Metazoa; Arthropoda; Insecta; Diptera; Culicidae
Exons: 4
Coding region: 1-1209 (402 amino acids)
Biological process (GO): sensory perception of taste
Cellular component (GO): dendrite; axon; neuronal cell body
Source: RefSeq, a predicted model, not a curated record
AUGGAACAGUUCAGUGCAAGCAGCAUGUCACGCCACCACGCGCCUUACGAUCAUCGAUUUGGUUCCAUUUAUCCUCUGUUCCAGCUUCUCGGCUUCACGCCAGUACCUCUCCAUGGACAGGCCUUGACCUCACUGCACACCUUAACCAUCGUGUUCGUGUCGUUUUACACCACCGGAGAAAUUAUCGUUCUAUCCUACUCACUGAUCAAACCAGAAGCUGUCUUCUUUCUUAGCGACGCUACCGGUACCUUUGCCGACGCUAUCCAGUUCGUAAUUCCGCUGGCAGUUCCGCUGGUAACGCUGACACUGUCGCUGCUCAAAAGUUCCACCCAGAAGCGGAUUGCUCUGCUAAUGGAUCAGAUUGACGGAUCAAUUGAAGCGCACGGUGCUGCUCCCGGAUGUUUGGAGCGAUUCAAUCACCAGCUUGCCGAUGACAUCUUCAGCACUAUGUUCGUGUUCAACGUGAUACCAGCAAUGAGCGAGUUCUUUAUCAUUUCGCGCAUCUCAGGCAAUCCGGUAUGGCACCGAAACUGGCUACUGAAGGUUUGGUUCUUCAUCCUGAUUCGGCUCGGUGACUCGUUCUUUCUGGUGCAUGUUCUAUAUCUGCGCAAUCGGUACCGCGUCCUUAACAACGAACUGCAGCAAACGGCGUCCACUGCCGGGCGGGCCAUUUCACCCGAAGCGAUCCAUCGCCGAUUGGUGCACCUGAAAGCGAUGCAAAAUCUGCUGAAAGAUCUUACCGGUGAGGUAAGCGAUCGUUUCGGCUGGCAACUGUUUGCUGUAAUAACGAUGCUGUUCAUAUGUACCACCAUCGAUGGAUAUUGGAUGUACGCCAGUCUCCACUACGAUGGGAACCUUUACAAGGUGGAAUCGUUUCUGUGUGGUAUUUCACCGGUGUUGAUGUUUUUUGUGCUUUUCAACACCUGCCAGAAGUGUGUGGAUGAGGGAGAAAUCACCUUCUAUUAUCUUCAUAGUGUACUAAAUCGUGUGUUGCCUCAAACAACUAUCACGUUAAUAGAGAACUUUUCUAAACAAUUAGACAACGAGCAGAUCAACUUUUCUGCAGCAAACUUCUUUGAUAUACGCUUAUCCUCAUUAACGACGAUCUUUGGAUCGAUUACAUCGUACUUGGUGAUUUACAUCAAUUUUAUCCCCAAAACCGACACGUUCAAUGAUUACAACAAAGAGCAUAAUCUGGUCACAACAUAA